AUGAUGGGACAGUCACCUUCCAGAAAUGAGUCUAGAAAUAAUGAAUCAUUAAUUGAGGGAGAUACUGAAGAAGGAGAUACUUUUGAUUUUAUCAUUGAAGCAAAUGACUCAGUUACAACACCUCGUUCUUCUGAUAUAGAAGAAAGAUCAGAAUUUGGUUUAGCUACACCAAUACAUAGUUCGUUAGCUUAUAGAUUGAGUAUGAAUAGGAUUCAACGUAAUCUAUUUCAAUUUACUAGGCGAUCACCAUCUUAUAGACCUUCAUUGGAAACAAUUCAACAAUUACCAAAACGUCAUCAAAUUAUAGGGGCAAAUGAGAAACAUUUUGAAUUUUUUGAUGCUGAUAUAGGGUGUCCUGACAAAUUUACAAUUAUUAUGAAAGCUGGUCCUCCAGACAAAAAGGUAAUGGAAGAACAUGCAUGGAAUCCAAAUGAUCGUUCUUUGAAUAUAUUUGUAAAAGAGGAUGAUCCUUUAACAUUGCACAGGAAUCCAGUGGCUCAAAGUACAGAUUGUAUUCGUGGUAAAGUUGGGUAUAAGAAAGGUUUCCAUGUUUGGAAGAUUACUUGGCCAUUAAGACAACGAGGUACACAUGCUGUUAUUGGUGUUGCUACUAAAAAUGCUCGUCUUCAUUCUGUUGGAUAUACUUCAUUAAUAGGAUCAACUAUUGACUCAUAUGGUUGGGAUAUUGUUCGUUUGAAGUGCAGUAAUGAUGCCAGGAAUAAGGUUAAUUGGGAUUAUCCAAAUGACAGUUGGAGUAAGUACAUAAAUGUUGGAGAUUCAUUUUCAGUUCCUGAAUCAAUUUACUGCAUUCUUGAUAUGGAUGAAGGAUAUAUGGCAUUUGCAACAGAUGAAGAAUAUCUAGGAGUGGCAUUUAGGGGACUUAGAGGGAAGGAGCUAUUUCCUAUUGUCAGUGCUGUUUGGGGUCAUUGUGAGAUUACUAUUAAAUACAUGGGUGGCAUUCCACCUGAUGCACCGUCAUUAUUAUCUACAUGUCGAAGGACAAUUCGUAGUCAUCUUGGAAGGAAACAUCUUCACAAAAUACUUGAUCUUAAUUUACCUAAUAGUUGUAUUGAAUAUCUACUAUAUAAAUAA
Molecule: messenger RNA, 1092 nt
Organism: Strongyloides ratti
Lineage: Eukaryota; Metazoa; Nematoda; Chromadorea; Rhabditida; Strongyloididae
Product: SOCS protein, C-terminal domain and B30.2/SPRY domain and SPla/RYanodine receptor SPRY domain and Concanavalin A-like lectin/glucanases superfamily domain and SPla/RYanodine receptor subgroup domain-containing protein
Exons: 4
Coding region: 1-1092 (363 amino acids)
Biological process (GO): proteasome-mediated ubiquitin-dependent protein catabolic process
Cellular component (GO): SCF ubiquitin ligase complex
Molecular function (GO): protein binding
Source: RefSeq, a predicted model, not a curated record